Molecule: messenger RNA, 6617 nt
Organism: Neocloeon triangulifer
Lineage: Eukaryota; Metazoa; Arthropoda; Insecta; Ephemeroptera; Baetidae
Product: FERM and PDZ domain-containing protein 4
Exons: 18
Coding region: 2533-5787 (1084 amino acids)
Biological process (GO): signal transduction
Cellular component (GO): cytoskeleton
Molecular function (GO): protein binding
Source: RefSeq, a predicted model, not a curated record
CACUGUAAUAAAGGUCAGAAUUAUCUUGGAACCCGAACCGACCGGACGUGUUAUUCCGUUCUCCGCACUCUACGAGCGGCCAGAGGCCGCCAGGGCCGGCAAGUGGCCGCCCUUGUAACACCUCAAAAACAGGCCACCUCCAGACGUAACAAAUGGCGACGAGGAAAAACUAAUUUCGGUGAAGGAGGAAGAGGUGAGCGGAGCGAGAAAAGUGCGAGAACGGCGACCACGUGCAGCGUGUGGUGAUUCCCCAAAAUUGGCUUGGGUUGGUGUCCGGAGGCGGACCUGUCCGGCACCAAAAGAGACCUCGAAGGAGCCAACGAAGAGUUUCCGGCGGGAGGAAAGUCGGGCAAGAAGAAAUUCUCCGCGUGAGGCUGCGAAAAGCCGGGCGUUACAUCAGCCAAAAACGAGGUGAGAGUCAGCAGACAUUUUCAAGUCGAGGCGGCCAGCCGGCCAAGUGUGAAAGUCGGUUUGGCCAGAGAUCAAGAGACCCGCGGCCCAGAGUGUUUUUGCGAGCAAAGUCGCAGCGGCAAGAGAAGGGUGAGCAGAGUCACCUGCCGCAAAGUACGAAGCGUGACAGCCGUUCCUCGGACAAGGGAAGAGGACGGUGUGUGUCGGGGCGUCAGAGAAGGGCGUCGCCGAAAAGGGUCAGAGUGCGACCCAGUGAAGAGCUCUCCCAGGGUGGGAAGCUCACCGUGUUCGUCACCUUCAAGAAAAAGGGCCAGAAGGGAAAGGAGGAAGGAGGAGGACUUGGGCUCGUCAUCGUGAGUUCGAGUGGAGAGAGACCACGAGCCAAGUCUUGUCUUCAAGUGCAGAGUCUGCUGAGCGCAAGAAAGAGGAAAGUGAAGGGCAAGUUGAGUCCAGGGAAAACCAGCGGCCACCAGACAGAGGACGUGUGGCGCUGUCGUUCGUACGAGAGAGACGCCAGGAGGAGGCAGCCGCCUUCUCUGGCCAACGUGUGAGUGACUCGGAGGGUGCAACCGCAUCCUCGAGCCUUCGACCUGAGUUGAGGGGAUCUCCUCAGGGGUCGUUUAAGAAGUGCCAGGCGAACAAGAGCCUGAGGUGAAAAUUCCUGAGACGAGGAGGAGAGAAAAAGAAGAAAAGCAGCAACUGGAAUUUCAGGCCGUAUCCAGAUUGCGUGAACAUUUUUCGGUGAAAAUAAGUUCAGUGAAUAUUUGAGAUUGAGAAGGAUUUUUAAGAGUUCUGAGUUGAGAAAGUUUAGAGCAAAUUUGAAAAUUCAAAAGUUGAAAGUAAAUUCAAAAUUUCUAGUAAAUUUCAAAAGUGCAAAAUUUGUAGUUCCAAUUCAAGAGUGAAUUUAAAGUAGUUCUCAAAUUGCAUUUUUGAAACCAAAUUCUUGUGCAUUAAUUCUCACAAAUUGGAAUUAUUGAUUGAUGGAUUGAUGGUAUGACAUCUUCUUAAUUGUCUUAAAAUAAAAUAAUUGAGUUUUUAUCUUAGGCGGGAGAUGUUAUGUUGGUGACUACUGUAUAUAUUGUACUGUUGGUAACACUGUAAUAAAGGUCAGAAUUAUCUUGGAACCCGAACCGACCGGACGUGUUAUUCCGUUCUCCGCACUCUACGAGCGGCCAGAGGCCGCCAGGGCCGGCAAGUGGCCGCCCUUGUAACACCUCAAAAACAGGCCACCUCCAGACGUAACAUAAACCUUGACGUUUUACGACUCAUCGAAGAAGUUAUUGACGCCGUGAAAUUUCCAAUUCUUUAACUUAAUUUUUGACUAAAUAUAUAAAAUAUGUUUGCAUGUGCAAAUUAUGACAUUUUGGGGCCGGCACUUUUGUUAGAAAGUGAAAAUGGUUCGGAAUUUAAAUGGCCAUAAUUGGACUAAAAGAGGCGAAAGGGUUGUCAAACUUUGACAGAACUUUGCAAAGUCCAGAAUCUCACCUGCGAAGCAGACGGCCAGUAACAAACACGCCCAAGUGUUCAUGGUCAACAAAGUGACCCGGUCAGUCGCCUGCUGACUUUGAAUUGACGUAUAAUUGGAUCAAAACGAAGCCUCACAAACAAUCAAGUCCCGUGAUCAAUUUCUUCCUCUUUCUACUGCGAUGUUUGUGAUUCUCAGACUUCUAAAAUCACAAAAUUAGCAGCGCACUGCCAUCUGGCAGUGAUAAAUGAAGACUCGAACGAGUUGGAAUUUUCAUUGGCCAGUUUUGAUCACGUGAUUAAAUUGAUGAUUUUGAUUGGUCAGCUCAUUCUACAGCAAUCAAUAAGAUAACUCCUGACAGAUGGCAGAGCGAGCAAAUCUCUGCACAGAUCUCGGCCAUCAUCCGCCAGGGUGCUCUGAGGCUGCGGAUCGGUCGUGUUCGGUGACGUUUGGCCAGCCAUCAGACAAACCCUUAUUAAUUUUUUAGAAAAAAUCUUGAACCGCACAAUUUUCUGCCGUUUCGGCGGCCGCGGCCGAAUCGCGUGUGCAGCACUCGUCGAUUUCCAGGCGCCGCUGCGAGUUGAGGCGCCAAUCGGAGCGAUGCGGGCUGCGUGAAUCUGUAGAAAAGGCGACUGGUGCUCAGUUGGUGCUCAUCUAUGGAGGACGGCGGGCCCCUGGCAUACCCCAGACAGGUCAAGCCUGGCUGGACGGCGCACGUGAACCGCGAUGGUCGCCUCUACUAUUGCAAUCAACUAACGAAGUCUGCCUCCUGGUUGCCGCCCGCUGACACUUACGAUGUGACUUCGGUGCUGCCCUUUGGCUGGGAGGAGGCCGUGGAUAGCAAUGGACAUUCCUACUUUAUCAAUCAUGUAAACCAGACGACAACGAAAGAGCCACCUCCGAAGGAUUGGGCCCCUGAGGAAGCUCCGCCCAAACCGCGACGUGUAUCUUUAAAUAGGGACGCUAAGCAAGGAUUUGGUUUUGUUGCUGGAAGUGAGAAACCAGUCAUUGUGAGAUUUGUAACUGAUACUGGACCCAGUGAUGGCAAGUUGCUACCUGGCGAUCAAAUUCUGGAAAUCAACAAAGAGGACGUUCGGAAGGUAGCCAGGGAACAUGCCAUUCAUUUAAUCAGGUCUUGCCCCGACAAAGUCGAACUGCUCGUUUGUCAACCUCCUUUGGACAAUUCUGCCAGAAAAUCCGCUUUGUUGAGUGUGGCCAAAAAGGCUAAACUACGAAGUCAUCCUUCAAGAGUUAGAUUUGCCGAAGGCGUCGUAGUCAAUGGAACCUCAGCAAUUGCUGAAAAGGGAUUGGCACUGAUGCCAAAUGUGUUAAAAGUUUUCCUUGAAAAUGGUCAAACAAAAUCGUUUAAAUACGACGGAAACACGACAGUACAAGACGUCACAGACUCGCUCCUGCAGAAGCUGGGAAUUCUUGCUGGAGAGCAUUUUUGUCUAGUUCUGGAGCAUGUAACAGGCAGGAGGAACAAACUCACUCUGCUUCAACCUCACCAACAUCUGGCAAAAAUUGCUUCUCGGCCGGGCUCGCACAACCUGAGGUGCUUAUUCCGCAUAGUCUUUGUCCCUGUUGAACCUGAAUCCCUUCUACACCGAGAUCCUGUUGCUCUGGAGUACCUGUACUUGCAGUGCUGCAAUGACGUUGUGCAAGAGAGGUUUGCUCCAGAGCUCAAGUACGAAGCAGCACUUCGAUUGGCUGCGCUGCACAUUCAGCAGCAUGCAAUGGCUAACAACUUGCAGGGAAAAUUGGGCGCUAAAAAUAUAGAGAAAGAGUUCGGUCUCGAGAAGUUUGUUCCAAUUUCGCUGAUGGAGUCUAUGAAAAGGAAAGAGCUCCGCAAACUCAUCGGCCACUUUCUGAAGCUGUGCACCACCCAGCCAAUGUCUGACAUGCAGGCCAAGCUCUAUUAUUUGCAUAUCAUUAGCGACUUGCCCAGUUACGGAGCCAAGUGCUUUUCGACCAACAUCAAAGAAACCAACAUGGAAACAUUGAUCUUAAUCAGCCCCAAAUUUGGAAUUAGCCAAAUAUCUGGCAUGAGGAGCAACACUCCCAUGCCAAUUGCUGAUAUUCAAAGUGUGCGGCAUGUGAUGGUGUCAAAGCAAGACGAACUGUCGACCCAAGUGACUCUGCACCUCUUAGGUGCAGAUCAAAUUUGUCUCACCAUGGAGGAAAAGGACGCAGAAGAAAUGGUCCUGGUGCUGAAAGGCUACUACCACCUGCUGACAGGCAUGCAUUUGUCAAUAGACUGCCCACUCGAGGACCCCACUCCCGCUUAUGAUGCAGUGCCGCCUUAUCAGGGCUUCCACUUGGUGGUGCCUGACUGGUGGAGUUACAUUGCCGCUAACAACAAGUGCCAACUAGUCAAUUUGGCUGUACCGCCUCCUUAUCACGCAGCUGAUGGAAAAACGGUGGAUAGCAACAUGAAUAGCAUGUUGAGGAAUGCAAAUAAGGAAAAUCGUCAAUCCAGCAGCGAGGACUCAACCUCUCCAGAGACAAACGAUGAAGCGCGGCAGCGCCUCUCUGAGAUGCACCGCCUGGUUAUGGCCUCUGAGCAAUACCUCACAGAACACGACGAAAAAGAGAGUGAUUCGGAGGGUUCUUCUCAAAUGAGUUCUCUGCUGGAAACUGAGCAGUCAGAACUCAAACACAGUGAUUCACUGCUGCUUCUUGCCCAUGGAGGACACAAGCCAAACUUCGAAGAGGAAAUGAGCGCCGUUGUGCGCAGUCUUGAGAUUAAUGGAGAUACUACUGAGAGCUCGGACACAGACUCCCUCUCCACUCCGACAAGCAGCCCUUCGCACAACAAGGGGGGCAUCAGGCCUAACUCGCUGCUCAAACCAAGUGACUCGAGCUUCGGACUGCACAGUCCAGAUAAUGUACUUCCUGCAAACUGCAGGUCCAACAACGCAGAUAUGAAGGAAAUUCUUCUUCGUCUUCAACAAGAUACCAGCCUACCAUAUCACUUUGCCGAAGGCACUUUAUAUUUAGAUCCAGAUAUUAUAGAUCUUACCAUGAUACCUCCACCAAUAACUCCAGAUAAUCUGGCUUUGUCGUUUUUGGAUUCUCCCAGCAGCCCGCCAACCCCUUUUGCUGAUCAAAUUCCAAUGUUGGAUAGAAACUUUCUUCCCAGUCCACUCCACAAUGAAUGGGACCAAGACAUGUUGGACGAGCUGCUGGACAGCAACCUCGACUUGGACGAAUUUUUAGCAACUGUGGUGGUUCCUGCGCCGAACCAGUCUGGUAUCAUGGAACUGACCCCUGAAGAGGUAUCGGCGUUCAUCAUUCCACCUCCGCCGCCGCCAACACACAGCAACAUUCUGGCAAACCUCAGUCUUUUUGGGCCAAGAAAUCACAAUGUCAACAAUUCAGCUAGAAGCAGUCUCAUUUUCAGAAACAGAAAUAAUAUGGUGAAACUGGAGAAAAUAUCAACAGCUCAAGCCAAGGACAAAAUCAACCAGCUGUCUGAGCACCUUCUGAAUUUAGCAGAUCAGUGUCGAGGCUACGUUGCUGCCGGAGGUGGCGAGAACGAAGACGUCAACUUGUACAGAGCCACACAGACAAAACUCUGCAAUGAAGUACGAGCUCUUGUUGCCAGUAGCAAACUUCUAGUCCAAGCAGCAGCAGAGGGCCUUCGAGACAAUCUGGAGGGCACUUUGGCCAAUUGCCUCAAUUCCCUAAAUAAUAUCUUCAGUCUGUCGGAGGAGCUCUGCUUAAACACAGAUGCGCCGUCACACACUAUGAGUCUAAUUUUACGAAGCCGUGAGGUGUGCGAGUGCCUGGUAGCGACCAUCAACUCUAUCGACAACCCCAAGUCUACGAGCAACGUGCAAAAAUGCGCCGAAGACUUGGUGAACGCCUUAACCUCCCUGCUCAAGGGUCUGAAAGUGCUAGGCAGCUGAAUAAGCAUGCCCUGCAACUUGUUCAACCACCAUAAAAGGACUGAGAGUUGCUUGAAUGUUGAUAACCAGUUGAAGGCAGUUUUAGCUUUGAUUUAUCGCUUGAAUUUAAAACUGCAGCAUUUUUAAAUCCAUACAUUAAAAGAGAGUUGGUGGCUGAAAAGUUUAAAACAGGAAAAGCCCUGGUCGAUUUAAAAAGAGUGAUUGCUUGAUUAUGAAAUUUUGACCACAUAAUGUUAUUGUAUAACCAAAGAUUUUAAACGCUAUAUAAUGUUAAGCUGUAUAACUGUAUCUGUGUGUUCUACUCAUCAUUCAUAGACAUAGAGAUGUCCUUUGAUAGACCAUCGAUCAUUGGUUAGCCUUUCGUCAGUUUAUUUAGUAUUUAAGCUUCUUGAAAUCCUUACAAUUAUCAUUUGCCAAGAGAGAUUUAAAAUUAUAUUCCUCUGUGAACAAAUAUUUUUUGUGUGAUACCACCACAUAUGCGUCGAAGGAGAAACAGAUUUGCUUUUUUCCCCUUACAAUUAUAUAGAUUAUGUUGUGAAUGUGUAACAUGAUGCUCUCUUAUUUGUCAAGUUUUGGGUAAAGCUUUGUACUUUUUUAAAUAGUAAAAAAAUGUGUUAACGGAAAGGAUCUGACUGAACAAGUAAAUCAUGAGCUGCAAUAUUAAUAGCAAGUUCUACAGGAACACCGUUUCAAUGUUAUGAAUCAUUUAAUACCAUAGUACAAAAAUGGGUACUCGAUUUAAUUAUUUAAAUUUGAUUGAAUUUACUUUUACGCACAUUCUCAGUUGCAUUUGUCUUGAAUAUCAAAUAAAAAGAGUCAAUGUAUUUCUA